This is a messenger RNA of Pseudogymnoascus destructans, 447 nucleotides long. RefSeq lists its product as uncharacterized. The record is from RefSeq and is a predicted model, not a curated record. The transcript has a single exon. The coding region runs from base 1 to 447 and encodes 148 amino acids. NCBI's taxonomy places the organism in Eukaryota, Fungi, Ascomycota, Leotiomycetes, Thelebolales, Thelebolaceae.
AUGCCCCCCGAGGGGACGUUCAUGCACUGGUUCCUGAACAAUCGCAGCAUCCACAUCUACAUCACGCUUGGAGUCCUGUCGUCGCUGGCGGGGUUCACGUUCCUGGUUAGUCUGCGACGGGACUCGAAGUUUGGGGAUCUCCUGCCGGAGCCGAAGGAUGCGAUAUGGCACCCCUUUGCGACGGUGAGGACGGUGUUUGAGGUUUUGAGGCUGGAUACCGAGGCGAGGAGCGCGGAGACUAAGGAGAGGAGAGAGAGGAGGGUGGAGGAUGUGGCGAAGAGGGGAGAGUACAGGAAGGCGCAUGGGUUGGAGACAGAGGGCUUUGGUGGGUGGACUGCCAAGGAGGCACCUCCUGUCGCUGUUCAGGAAGCAAUGGAAGCGGGAGAGGAUAGCGUGGAGCAGCCGAAGCAGAAGAGGCAGGUUAAGAAGUGGUUGGGGAUUUGGUAG